UCGCAGCCUCUGGGGAUGUGCUUACUCACCGCGGUGGAGCAAGCAGAGCGAUGGCGUGUUAGUUACAGGUUGUGUUUAGUACCGGUUUUGCUGUUUUUGGGGUUUUUUUUUGUUUUUUUUUACUUUUUUUCCCCCCCUCAAGUAAAGAAAGCUACGCUGUCUUCGCAUAGCGACGGGCAAGCCGCAGAGAAGACGGUCGAGGGAGUUGCACAAGUUUAUUCUGUGAUGACAGUCCGAGCUGGUACAGUUGCUAGGCAUGUGUGAGUGACGGUGGUUCCUGUUCACUGCGUGGACUCACGGCCCAAAACAGUGUGGUGGGCAGCGCAGGCACCGCUGCCGCCCCCGGCUCGUAAGGGACCUUGCGCAGCGCGAGGUGGAAAGAUGCAGUCUGCUCUGCCCUCAGCUGCCACGUUCUAUGGACAAGCAGGGUGCAAGAAGCUCAGUGUGGGACCCCUAAAAAGGACCGUGACAUAGAGUUUUGCUAUAGUUUUUCAUAACUGCGUGAAGCUAUAAAUCUAACGGAUGCCUGUGCCGCCGCCGCCACCACCACCACCUCCUCCUCCGCCACCGCCUCCACCACCUUCUGGAGGGCCCCCUCCACCACCAUCUCUGACAAGUUCAGAACUACCAAAAUUGCAAAAGGAAGACCAAAAAGCACGAAAUGCGCUGUUAGCUGAUAUCCAGCAAGGGACUCGCUUAAGAAAAGUGACUCAAAUCAAUGACCGAAGUGCACCACAGAUUGAAAAACCCAAAGGAACUAACAGAGAUGGAGUUAAUUCAGCCAUUAACCAAAGCGGUUCUCGGCAGCCUCUGGGGGGCUUAUUUGCUGGUGGCUUUCCUGUUCUCAGACCAGCAGGCCAGAGAGACAUGCCAGCUGGGAGGUUUGGACAGCUUCCUGGGGUCCGAGCAGCACUUCCCAAGACUUCAGUCCCACCAAACAGCACAGCAAAGGCAGGCAAUAACCCUGCGCACCUGCCCGAUGGUCCAAAGGCAGCUGCCCUGCCAGAGCCGCCCAGCCCCGCGCGCCCCGGCCCGGCCCGGCCCAGCCUGCCUGCCCCUCCUCCACCACCUCCUACUGCCAGCAACUCUUCCCUCACUUUCCCUCCUCCGCCACCUCUUCCCCCUCCAGUGGAAAGGCCUUCCAAGGGGAUAGCGCCCAGCCCCGCUCCUCCGCCCCCCCUCCCUCCUCCUCAGGCUGACAAACCUACCAAGUUGCAAGCAUCCGCUGCACACCCACCCCCGCCACCUCCUCCCUUGCCCCCCGUGCCCCCCUGUGGAUUUCCAGGCAGGACAACUGACUUCUCUGCUGCUCCUUCCUCUCUACCUGAAAUAAGGGAUUAUCCACUGCCCACCCCGCCCCCACUGCCGUCCCCUCUGCCCACCGCAUAUUUCCAAUCCACAAACAGGCUCUCCUUCCCACCGUCCCCGGCCUUUAACAAUGCUAUGAGCAGUGGUGACACACCUCCUCCGCUGCCUCCCAAGUCUCCGCACUUGCUGUCACACUUGCAUAAGCCUAAUAUUCAGUCGCUCCCUCUUCCUCCCACCCCUACCAUCCCCCAGCCAGCGGUGGUGGUGGAGACCAGGAAGAAGAGACCAGGCAGAGGCGCAGGAACUGGUGCUGGGAAGCUAACGACCCCUCCACAGCCACCCGCAAGAUCACCAACAACUGAACUUUCAAGCAAGUCUGGCGUCUCAGCCUGGGCAACAGUUCAUGACCCUUAUCCACCUCUUAAAAAUGGAAAUAUGAAUAUCAUUGAUGACUUUGAAUCUAAAUUUACCUUCCAUUCUGUGGAAGAUUUCCCCCCACCUGAUGAAUUCAAGCAAUUUCGGAAAAUUUAUCCCAGCAAGAUAGCUAGAGAUCCCUCUAAAAAUCCUCCGUUAAGAACACAUGUGAGAUGAGAAGAGUCUUCUGAUGCUCUCUGGAUUGGUAUUAAAAAUGGAGAACAUCAAGAUGAUAGAUGAAACAGAAGGGGGUCCCCUUUACAAUGAUAGAGAUCAUAUUUGAGUCGCAAGUGCUGCAAUGUUAACGUUUCUGUAAACUGGAAGAGAAAUUUAAAUGACACUUUCUGAACUAGCCUGUGCACCACAGGAAUGUUAGCACAUGCUUUUAAAUUCUUGCAUAUACGUGGAUAUUUUUUAAGCAAAGCAUCCUAAGCUUUAAAUUCUUUGUAGUAUUCAAGCAAUUCUCAUUUUAGUCAUGGCUGACAGAUGAUACCUCAAGCAUACUUUUUUGCAUUAAAUAGCUGUAGUUCAUUUUUUCCCCCUCCAUCAUCAUUUUUUAUUUUGAAAAUCUUCCAGUUAUUUUUCAGAUACUUUUCAAUGAACUAUCAGAAACUAAUGUGAUAUGCUUAGUCUCUUUGUAUAUUUCUUCGCUUCUUGUAUUCUGCCUAUCCUCAAAUUGCAGCAGAAUGGCACCUUCAUGAACAGAUGGGCCCACAAUCCAUUUCUCACCAAGCACGAAGAGGAAGGAGAUGACGAUGGGUUGCAGCUGCUCUUGAGCCUACCUCCUAUUGAUCACACAGCCUUAGAGGAUGGUGAACAUGUCUGAAGAAGCCCAGCUAGGCUGAGUGGUUGUGGAAUCGACAAAGACAACAGAAUUUUUCCAAACUGAAUGAAGAGGAAGUUCUUCUACUGAAAGCAAAAAAAGGGGGGGGGGUGGGGGAGUGUGAAUACAUACACAUGCCAUGAAGUGUGUAUAGAAGGGCAUGCGUCUUUUGCUUCUGGCAAGGUGGAUAGUAACUGUGAAUGUGACAAGUUGUCUUUACCCAACAAGGAGAAAAAGGCCUUUGGAGCCUGUCUAAGAAGCCCAACACCUACAUUUUAGAAAAGCAAGUGAAGCUACUAUUUUUCACUCAUAUUGAGCAGCAAUAAGGAUUCCUUGUCAAAAACAACACAUGGAACAAGCAAUCCACUAAGUGGUUUUUUUCUUUGAAUAGAGUUGGUUGAGAAAAUAACAGCCUAGCAGGGAACAAGAUUUGAGCUUCCACUUUUAAUGAGUAGCUGGAGGUGAGGUCUUUAGAUCAGCAGUGUUCAGAACUGGACGUAAGGUUUGUUGUUUUGCUGUUUCUAGCAAAAUAUUCCCUUAUAGUUUUCCUGGGUAGUUCAGAGUGUGACUAGUUCACCAGCUUGAAUAAUGGCACUGCUGUUUCAGGAUAAGCCUGAUAUUACAGUCAGGCUAUUUAAGGUUCAGAUACUAUUUACAUAAUUUAAAUCCCUCUCAGCAGCAGCUGUAAUAAACAUAGGUGACAGGUAAAGAUCCUUCCCCAUUGCCGUAUCUUUGAGCAGCAGUAUUUGGAAGAGACAGGUAACCGCAGCCUUACAUCUCUGCUUUUGUCUUAGUCCUUGCAACAGCUCCGCUAUGCUGUGACUCCUGCACCUACAUGCAUGCUCAUGGUGUGGUCAUGGUGUAAGGGUAAAAAGCAUUUGAAGCUCUUCCACUUAUAAGACGCUAAAGUGUCAUUAAUCUUUUUCUAGUCUAUCAUGAUACCUCGCUGUUCUUCACGUGAAAAGAAAAAAGAAAGUAGUGAUGCUUUGACCAGUACUUUCUUCCACCUGUAUUAUAGUUACUUGAUCAGUAUGCAUGAAAUAUGGUAAUAAGCAGGGGUCAGCACAUACAUUGCUUCUCUUAAAUAACUGCAAAAGUUUAAUAUUGCAUCGAAGAACUUUGUUACAGUACUAAUAGAAGUGACUUAUUGCUGGUUCUCAUCUGUAUUUGGAACUUGUAUACAGCUGUGUAAUAACUACCUUUGUAAGGACUUUAAAGCUAUUCAGAUAUCUUCUGGUAGAUGGUCUGAACAUUAAAGGAAGAAAAACUUUAAUCCUGUUUUUAUUAUGAUAAGAGGUAUUUUAGAAGCGAACAUCAUCUUUUAGAGAUUAAACUGGAAAGCCUGUGCACAUUUGCAAAUGUUAAAAAUGCUUAUGUAAUAUUACUGAAGUGUUAUUUAAUACAUACUGGAUCCCCCUUGUUGAGGAUCCGUUGAAACUUCAGAAGCUGCUAGUACCUGGAUGUACAGGGACUCACACUGGCUGUAACCCAGUGGGAGUUAGUCCCACUGUUACCCAACACGCUUGUGCUGUUCUGAGCCACAGCUGUGCUCAAGUUAAGACCAGAGGAAGUUUCAAGCCAGGGGGGUGCUCUGGUUUUCUCAGACUUGUCGGACUAGUGAUUGCACUCAGGCAUGUUGCUAUAGCCCACUCUUUAUUAUUAUUUUUUUUUUAAAUGCACUAUACAACUGAAGCAAAAGCAACAUACUGCUAGAAACUUACUGCCUGGAUCACUGUGCCAAAAUAAAUUUUAGUUUUGUCAUAUGAACAGUUCCCAAUAAGGACAAAUUCGCACAAGCUGAUUGCAGAUGUUUGUGUUUCUUCUCUUAAGAAGCAGGCAAAUAAGAUCUAUAACGUUGGUAGCUGGAACACCCUCCUAAUGCAUCUUGCCAGGUUGGAAGGCUUGAAUUGUGCAGAAGAACAGUGUGAAAUAACGUAUCCUAAUCUCUGUCCUCUGGCUGGGACAAUCAUUUUGUCCGUGUUCUCUCCUUGUUCACAAAUACCGAGCUACUCCUACCAGGACGCUGAGCUCUCAGGAAGCCACAGCUAUAGAGGCAGCUGUAAAGUUCAACUUGCCAUGUGUUAAAUAAACUCUCAUUAGGACUAUUUGCAUUAAAAGCACCCUUUCAUUCCACAAGUGGAUCUCCUGGGAAAUCCAUACACUUAAUUGUGGACAGGUAGCAAAGCACACUGCUCUUUCAGCAGACUUCAUCACCCUCUUAAAUGGAGCGUACUCCUUGCAGUCACUAUUCUGGUCAGAAAGAGAGAAGUUAAGCUUUAGGGUUUAUUUGCCUAUUUUCUCAUUCCUUUGUCUCCAGUUUCAGGAUACCUACGCAUAAAAGCUGAAAUGAGUAAGAUCUGGCCAGCUACAGUAGAGAGCAUAGGAGGGGCACCUUGUGUGAGAAGGUAAUUAGGCAGGCCAUCAGAAAAAAAAAAAACACAACUUCAUGUUUACUUUCUGCAAGUUAAACAGGCUCAAUACUUUCUUUUCCAAUUGUCAGUAUUGUCAUAUAAGGCAAUACUGAAAUAAUGAGUCUGAACAGAACAACUUCAUAAAGAAGUGUUUGAGAAUUCAGUGUGACAAUACCACAGUGCCUGUAUUUCCCUAAUGUACAACUCCCUCACAGUUUCAAGUUGAGGUGUUGUUGCCUUCUAGAGGAACUUUUACCUCCUUAAAAGUCUGUGGUUUGUCACCAUCCCCUUUCCUGAACAAGGAUGGAUUGGAACUCCAUAUGCUAAUUUCUACCUAUUAAAAACAUUGACUUCUUGCCUGUUCCUCCUCCCAUUAAAAAAAGAAUAGGGCACAGGACCGAGUGUUUCUCAGCUUCGUUCUUAAAGUAUUUGCCCAUCUCACUUCUGGAAGAGAAAACACACAAAAAUCAAGUCCAUCUGUCAAGGAAGGUAAGCAUGCUGCAGAAUUGCACUUGAGAUAAGGAAGUAAAGACAGACAGCCAAUCCUAAACUUAACCAGCUGGAUUGCCACAUUCAUCAUUAAUUCACCAGCACUUAAUGUACUCCUCAGCCAUGUAUGCUUCCCACUGAGAUCACCAGGAAUUGCUGAGCAGUACAAAGACAGAAACAGGGACAGUAGUCAUAGUCAGGUGCUGACCAAUGCCCAGCAUCUAUUCCCUCAAAAAUGUUCCAGAGUUGUAGCUCGUAUAUAAAUAGUACGUUAUUAAUUGUUCCUUAAGAGUCAUUUGGUUAUACGUGGUUGCCUUAGCUGUCCAGAAUGGCUCUGCCUGCCAUACCCAGCACUGGAGCAGUAGCCAGCUGUGUUACAAACACGCAAGCUACUUCCUCAAGUUGGGAGCAGGUAAAGGAAGUUGGGAGCAGGUAAAGGCAAAACUUCACCCAGAGGACCUAAAUCUGGUCAUUUCUACAGGCAUGAUGUCAGACGCAGAGUCAC
Struthio camelus australis is the source of this 5950-nucleotide messenger RNA. It is a transcript of the gene WIPF3, whose product is annotated as WAS/WASL interacting protein family member 3. The record is from RefSeq and is a predicted model, not a curated record. NCBI's taxonomy places the organism in Eukaryota, Metazoa, Chordata, Aves, Struthioniformes, Struthionidae. Gene Ontology annotation, molecular function: actin binding.